Aspergillus vadensis CBS 113365 is the source of this 1201-nucleotide messenger RNA. Its product is annotated as dienelactone hydrolase family protein. The coding region runs from base 172 to 1020 and encodes 282 amino acids. Gene Ontology annotation, molecular function: hydrolase activity. The record is from RefSeq and is a predicted model, not a curated record. Lineage: Eukaryota; Fungi; Ascomycota; Eurotiomycetes; Eurotiales; Aspergillaceae. The transcript has 3 exons.
CAACACAUAAGCAACCAGUUCACCGCUCUACCUAAAGCUUAUCCUUUUUGGCAGGUCGAUCCUAGCUAUCAACCUACUCAACACUAUCCGCUUCAUAUUGAGAAAGACCAUAGCAGAACUUAACACAUACCUCAACUACCGCUACGUCAUAUAGAUAUAUAUAUCAUCAUCAUGUCCUGUCCCGACUGCUUCAGCGGCCACGUGCACGAGGACGCUACGCCCAGAGGAACAGUCACCACCUUGCAUGGCCUGAAUGCAUAUGUGACGGAGCCGACGUCCACAGAAUCCCCCAUCAAGGGGAUCAUCAUCAUUAUUCCGGAUGCGUUUGGGUGGGAGUUUGUCAAUAAUCGUAUUCUGGCCGAUCAUUAUGCCGAUAAGGGAGGGUAUAAGGUGUAUUUGCCUGAAUUCAUGAAUGGACACGCCGCCCCAGUCUGGACUCUAAACACCCUAUCCGCAAUAAUGAAGACCUCAUCCAUCAUGGACUGGAUUACGAAACCAUACCACAUCGCCUGCGCCAUGUACGCCAUGAUCCCCUUCGUCUACCACACCAAAUUCACCAUCUCCUGGCCCACCGUCAAGACAUUCUUCACCGCCGUACGGCGCAACGAAGGCGCCAACCUCCCCAUCGCAGCAGCAGGGUUCUGCUGGGGCGGGCAACACACCGUGUACCUCGCGCACGACAAAGAAGAAGACAAAGUAGAUGGCAAACCCCUAAUCGAUGCCGGGUUCACCGGCCAUCCCAGCAAUCUGAAGAUCCCCGCGGAUAUCGAGAAGAUCAAGAUCCCUGUGAGCUUUGCGAUGGCGGAACUGGAUAUUGCGGUGAAAAUGCCGCAGAUCAAGCAGAUUGAGAAAGCCGUCGGAGAGAGGGAUGUGGGGGAGGUGAAGGUCUACUACGGGGCUGGACAUGGGUUUUGUGUGCGUGCGGAUGUGAUGGUUAAGGAUGUGAGGGCGCAGGCUGAGGAGGCGGAGGAUCAGGCGAUUGCGUGGUUUCAGAAGCAGUUUGCGAAGGUGUCUUAUUGAUUUGUUCUGCAUCAGCUAUUGUGUGGAUGGGUGUUUGUUUAUUCAUAUUCUCUUCCUUUUCCCUUUCAUACCCCCGUUUCAUCCCCCUCAGAAUCCCCCUCCUCAAUCAAAGCCCUUAAUUUCCCACCCUGCUGCCGAGCAAGCACCUUAUACUUCCCCGCUUCCACCACACGACCCUUGU